Messenger RNA from Porites evermanni, 3157 nucleotides. NCBI's taxonomy places the organism in Eukaryota, Metazoa, Cnidaria, Anthozoa, Scleractinia, Poritidae. The record is from the annotation of a GenBank genome assembly.
AUGUCAUUUCCAGUAGAACCUGAACGACAUCAACAAUGCAAUCCCGGAAAUUUUCUCGCGCCAAAUCCAGGACCUAACCCCGAUAUAAGCCCUGCAAUAUUGUUUGAGUCAUUUCAAAAUGAAGAAGUCAACCAGGGACUGCUACAAGUGGUAGAAGCAACAUACAGACCGCUCCUAAAGUUGAUGAAGGUCUUUGGGUUAUAUUUUGAGGAUGUGUCUUUAAGACGUGUAGGACAAAACUCUUCCCCCCAAUCUACAAGUUUCAAACACAAGGGUUACAUCUCAAGGAUUUACUGUGGCUUUGUCGUUACUGGUUUGUGGUUUCANCAAAUCCAGGACCUAACCCCGAUAUAAGCCCUGCAAUAUUGUUUGAGUCAUUUCAAAAUGAAGAAGUCAACCAGGGACUGCUACAAGUGGUAGAAGCAACAUACAGACCGCUCCUAAAGUUGAUGAAGGUCUUUGGGUUAUAUUUUGAGGAUGUGUCUUUAAGACGUGUAGGACAAAACUCUUCCCCCCAAUCUACAAGUUUCAAACACAAGGGUUACAUCUCAAGGAUUUACUGUGGCUUUGUCGUUACUGGUUUGUGGUUUCACGUAAUUGUUCCUCUGGUGAGUGUCUUUCUUGAACCUAGACCCUAUCUCUUCCUGUUGUUCGUAAUAUGGCAUCUUUUAGCUGCCCUCGUAGCUACGAUCUGCUUGAUUGUACUUCCUUUAAGGCGAACGAGCAACUCACGUUUUCAAAUCUUUCUCUCCAAAGUCAUUAAAAUAAAGACAAACACUGUAAACCUUAAAAAGGCAAAAGCCAAAGGGCGGGAUCACUUGAUUCUAUUUUCUUGCUUCUUUGUAUGUUCUGUUGCUAGUGUGAUUGUAAUGGAUAAAGUUGUGGAUAUCAACAUGGGAAGCUAUAAACCAUGGUAUGCAUGGUAUGGGUUUAGGAUAACGUGGGUGGCCUCUGUCAUCAUUGGCUGUGGUAUUUGGGUGCUACCGCUUAUUUUUUUCUGCCUCUCAUGCUUAAUCAUGGAAGCUAUUUUCGAUGACCUUUACACACAAAUGCCAGUUAUGGAAUUUACAGAGCUGAAGAAAAGGCUUAAGGAGCUUUGCGAAGUAGUUGAGCUGGCUGACCGCAUGUUUUCGCCCCUUUUUUUCGUAACCGUUGGUCUGUAUAUCACAAUCAUGUGUUUCAAUUUCUACCACAUUGUCAAUUUACCUCAGGGAAAUCCCUUUAUGUUUCUUUCUGUUACGUUGUUCUGGGUCUUGGUUACAGCUGCACUUUUGGCAAUAAUUAUGGUGUUCGGAUCAACAAUCAACGAAAAGGUACGCAAAGAACUGAUGAUGGCUUAUACAUGUACGAGUGAUGUAGUAUCUUUCAUUAAAAAAAAUAAUAAAUUGAGCUUGUUCACUCCAUUGAGGUUCAACGGCCUCUAAGUGGAUGUUAAAUUUAAAGACAUAAUGGAGAUAAUGUAACAGUAAGUGAUAUUUCUAUGGCUAUGGUCAGUUUAGAUAGGCGUACGUAUUUCAUGUCAAAAGUCCUUAUUUCCUCUAGUUUGUUUUAAAAACAUAAAGUCGGAGAUAUUCAUUGAUAUUUUGCGUGGUUUUGUAAUAAAACAAUUAUUACAAUCGCCCUUGUUUGAUACGAGUUUAUUAUCAACCAUCUCGGUGCAUCUAUCAUCUCGUAUCGAAUGUGCGCUCGAGGAAUAACUGUUAAUUAUUCAUGACUGACUUUGGGUGGACAGCGGCACAACAGAUGAACUGAUUUGCCCUUCUUUUGGUUGUUUUGUUAUUACCAACGUAGCUAUGUAAGUUAAACUCGAAAUUUAAUUCAGGAAAAUAAAUUCAGCUAAAGGUCGGAGUGGGUCUGAAAUUUGGAAAUGUUGGAUUGUGUUUCCAUGACUUGACUUACCAGUUACGCUUUUUCUGUUAUCCUAAACGUACUGAUAUUUUUUACACAGGUGGAAGGCAUUCAACAGGUUCUGCAAACAUUGCCUGUUUCAAGCGAGGAGCCAGGAAAGGUAAAGAUAUAAAAAUUGCUUGAGUCUUCAGUACCCCAUAACCACACAGACAAAAGGUGCUAAACUACACUCUUUCUUAUAUAUAUGUAUUUUAAAAUACUUAAUGACUGGUCCCGAGGGAAACAGUUAAUUUCGUUUCCCGAUAAUUCCACAGCGUCGAGAAACAUUGAGAUUUGAGGGCAGCUGUCGUCGGUCAACAUUCGCGGGAAACAGUGCACUGUUACCCUCUGACGUCAUAGAUUUUUCACUGUUGCCCGUGCAGUGAUUUUGGCGCGAAAACGUUUCAGUGAGAGCGCGCGCUGUUGGGAAAAGAAUUCCAGCAAAAUAACAAAAGAAUAUAUUUUAUAAGAAUAUCGAGGCUGAUAUUUGCAAAAUUUUAAAACUUAAGGCUGACAUUUUGAAAAGGAUAUAAAUAUUUUGUCUGUUGAAAAUCUGUUGAUACAAUACAAUAUAUUAUUUAUGUUUCUAAACUGCAAAACUAGUCACCAAAACGAGAAAAACCUGCUUUGAUUGCAAUUAAUAUCUUAAUAUAUUUUAGAACGGAAAGAAUAAUGCAACAAUAUUUUCAGCCUAUAACCAGUAGAAAAACAAGAAUAUUCAGAGUGGGCCGGAAAAACUUCAAAGUCAACUCACAACUAAAAUUAAUUGUAUAUCAAAGACAGAAAAACAGGUGAAGAAAGGAAAUAAGAGUUGCCUAUUUAUCCUAAGUGGUUGCCAGUUAAAAAAAGUUUCUUUUAUGGCAUUGGGAAGCUAGCCUUUUAUAUUAAACAACAAAUUGUAUAUUAUACUGUCAUCAUCAUCACCAUCAUCAUCAUCAUCAUCAUCAUCAUCAUCAUCAUCACCACCGCUAUCAUCAUCAUCAUCAUCAUCAUCAUCAUCAUAAACACUGCCAUCAUCAUCAUCUUAAUCAUCACCAUCAUUAUUUAUAGAAGGUUUUAUUCAUCACUUAGUCUGCGAUUUUUCCCCUGACCUCUUGUUUUCUUUUGUGUCUUUAUGUUCAGAUCGAAUGUAUUUGUCAUUUUUUUCUUCUUUCAGAUACUUAUGUUAAUGCUGUUGAUUAUGGAUCUCCAAGGGCAACCCAGGGGACUUUCAAUCGGUGGUCUCACAAUUAUUAACAAAUCUCUUUCGUUAACGGUAAAUAUGAUAUGA